AUAUUUGUAAUUUUAAAGGCUGAAAGUUUGGAGUUUUCUUCACCUGUUGAUGAGUGCAGACUAUCGUUAGGGGGCAGUGUUACACGUACGCAUUGGUUGAUGCAGUAGUUUUCGCUGACUGCGGUGCUGAAAUCAGCAGGCACUGGUAAAAAAAAUGCUCUUCUGACAAAUCGCAGUGAACAUUGAUGUUUAUUUUGUGGGAAAAGUAACAAAAUAUAAACUUACAACGAGAAUUUAAGAAAAAGAAAGUUCCUUGAAAAAAAACGAAACUCUUGAAGGAAGCAUGCUGAUGUGAAAGUUGCCACUUCCCGGUGCGGAGAGCCAGAAAAUGACAAUAAAGUUUUGAGUGAUUGUUCCGUCGGUCCCGCGUCACUCUGUCUGAGCUGUCAAAAACAGACUCGAGUAAAGCACAGAGACUCUAACAUCCUCACUGACAAAUGACGCAUUUUCCAUCACAGGUAUAAAUACUCAGCAUCAUUCUCCCUCUGAAACCGACACUCACACUUCAGAGCUCCAACAGUCCGCUAUGCGCCCGGAACGGCGUCCCCCAGCCACGAGCACCGGGCUCUCCACGCAGUGACUUAAUCUGCCCGAAACUCUGCCAGCCAUGGAGGGCACAAACAACACCACAGCCUGGCCCCACUUUGACAACUCCACCAGCAAACACGAAGAUGAAGACAUGAAGUUCAGUUAUCAGGUGGUCACAUCCUUCCUGCUUGGCGCGCUCAUCCUGUGCGCAAUAUUUGGGAACGCCUGCGUGGUUGCGGCCAUCGCGCUGGAGCGCUCCCUCCAGAAUGUGGCCAACUACUUGAUCGGCUCUCUGGCGGUCACCGACCUGAUGGUGUCCGUGCUGGUGCUCCCCAUGGCGGCGCUUUACCAGGUCCUGAACAGCUGGACGCUUGGGCAGGUCCCGUGCGACAUCUUCAUCUCCCUGGACGUGUUGUGUUGCACGUCAUCCAUCCUGCACCUGUGCGCCAUCGCCCUGGACAGGUACUGGGCCAUCACCGAGCCUAUCGACUACAUGAAGAAGAGGACGCCGCGGAGAGCCGCGGUUCUAAUCAGUGUCACCUGGCUUGUCGGCUUCUCCAUAUCAGUCCCCCCCAUGUUGGUCAUGCGCUCCCAGCCCGGUAGCAUGGCAGAGGACAGGGCGAAUCCCAAACAAUGCAAGAUCAGGCAAGACCCCUGGUACACCAUAUACUCCACGUUCGGGGCUUUUUACAUCCCUUUGACCUUAAUGCUGGUUCUGUACGGACGCAUAUUCAAAGCGGCCCGGUUCCGGAUCAGGAGGACUGUGCGUAAAACCGAGAAAAAGAAAGUGGCCGACUCCUGUUUGGCGAUUUCCCCAUCGCUGUUCCACAAAGCUCCCCACGGAGACGCGCAGGGAAAGAGCUGGAAGAGGAGCGUGGAGCCGCGGCCGCUGGCGAGCGUCAACGGUGCGGUGAAGCACGCGGAGGACGGCGAGUCUCUGGAGAUCAUCGAAGUGCACAGCUCCAGGGGUAACCUGCCUCUGCCCAACACCCCGAGCACCGUUCCGCUGUUCGAGAGCAGACACGAGAAGGCGACGGAGGCCAAGAGGAAGAUUGCACUGGCGCGAGAGCGCAAAACUGUGAAGACUCUGGGCAUCAUCAUGGGCACAUUCAUCCUCUGCUGGCUGCCCUUCUUUAUUGUUGCCCUCGUCAUGCCUUUUUGCCAGGAGACCUGCUACAUGCCCCGGUGGCUGGAGGAUGUCAUAAACUGGCUGGGCUACUCCAACUCACUCCUGAACCCCAUCAUUUACGCAUACUUUAACAAAGACUUUCAGAGCGCCUUCAAGAAAAUCAUCAAGUGUCAUUUUUGCAAACCGUGACGUUCAGUCUUUGUAUGUGUAGAAAACCCGGGUCAAACACAGAACCGAAAGGACCGGAUGAGGCUAAAGUUGACCGGAGGACUCCUGGCUGAUUGUUGUUGAUCAUCACUGUCGUUCAGUAUCUGCAGAGAUGUUUAGCCUAUGCAUAGAUAAAGCUGUGAUCAUUCGGCUGAAGCUCCGUGUCACUCAUGUAAAACCCAAUAAAGACCAGUUUUUCAGAC
Molecule: messenger RNA, 2067 nt
Organism: Oryzias melastigma (Indian medaka)
Lineage: Eukaryota; Metazoa; Chordata; Actinopteri; Beloniformes; Adrianichthyidae
Product: 5-hydroxytryptamine receptor 1A-beta
Exons: 1
Coding region: 608-1846 (412 amino acids)
Biological process (GO): regulation of hormone secretion; regulation of vasoconstriction; regulation of behavior
Cellular component (GO): plasma membrane
Molecular function (GO): G protein-coupled serotonin receptor activity
Source: RefSeq, a predicted model, not a curated record